Molecule: messenger RNA, 5323 nt
Organism: Polistes canadensis
Lineage: Eukaryota; Metazoa; Arthropoda; Insecta; Hymenoptera; Vespidae
Product: probable serine/threonine-protein kinase dyrk2
Exons: 10
Coding region: 196-3918 (1240 amino acids)
Biological process (GO): peptidyl-serine phosphorylation; peptidyl-threonine phosphorylation
Cellular component (GO): nucleus
Molecular function (GO): ATP binding; protein serine/threonine kinase activity; protein serine/threonine/tyrosine kinase activity
Source: RefSeq, a predicted model, not a curated record
UCUAUCUCUAUCUUUUUCUUUGUCUGUCUGCCUGUCUGUCUGUCUUUCUCUCUCUCUCUCUCUCUUUCCAUCUUACCGGCUUUUACUCCCGCGUACGCGUUGGAAGAUCAAAGAGCAAAGAAGAAGAAGAAGAAGAAGCAGCAGCAUCAGCAGCAGCAGUAGUAAAAGUAUAAGAAGAAGAAGAAAAGAGAAAAGAUGUUAGGCGUGAGUCAGCCGAGCAAUCCGCCCUCGAGCUUGCGUCAUUCCGCGAGCUUCUCCUGUCUACAAAGGAGUACCGUCGGCGAGGGUCAUCGUGCAAGAACCUCGACAUUGUUGCAACAACCGAGCCUCCAACUUACCAACGGCCACCAUCAUCAUCAUCAUCAUUCUCAGCAGCAACAGCACCAGCAGCAGCAGCAGCAACAGCAUCAUCAUCAUCAUCAGUAUUCGUCCGGUCAGAGCGGUUCCUUGCUUCAACAGUCGAGUAACAACGUUCAGCAACGACAACAACAGCAUCGAGGAAUCGAGACCGAUGCGAUACAAGACAGUAACGAUUACGGUUUUGUCAAAGUCAGACCACGUUUGCGAAGCACCAACGCAACGAUCUUUCACGAGGAGGAGGUGGCCGCUGCCAAAAGUGCAUUUAGAGAUCGAGACGCGUCAGCUUUCAGUGAUCGCGAGUGCGAGCCCUCGAGCUUUCGCGAAUUAUUGAAAACGAAGGAUCGCGAGCAAUCCCCGAAGAGCGCUAGCUCGACGAAAAAUCAGAAUCCGUUGAAGGGUGCCCUGAUAUUGUUCACGUCUACCUCGUCUUGGUGGAAAGCGAGACAACGAGAGGAACAGCUAAACGGCGGGGUCGGUGGGUCUUCGAGUUCGGUGACCACCACCACCAGCAGCACCACCACCACCACUUCAAUUUUGCCCUCGUCCGAGCGAAAGUGGUCGAGCACCUCGAUGGCGGCGGCGUCACCCUCCAACGAGAGAAAGUGGCCGUCCUCGAUGACGUCACCCACCAUGGGGGAACGGAAGUGGUCCGUCGGUAACAGCGUAUCUUUGACGUCACCGAGCAACGAGAGGAAGUGGACCAGGUCCUCGGUUUCUUCUAGCUCGACCAACGUUCUAGCUAACAGCACCGGUGGAGGAGGGCAGGCACCGCCGCAACAACAGGAUAGGAAAUGGCGCUCCCUUGGUGCCCUUCUUCGAGCUCCCACAGUUGGCGGAGGAAGUUCGACUUCCUCGCACGCGACCGCUGCCUCGCUUCAGAACUCAUUUUCUUCUCACAACAUGAGCGUCUCGAUGAUUGAAAACAGCACGGUCGAACGUUCGAGGGAGGAACAAUCCCGCGGCUCGGCUAGCAAAUCUUCUUCGACCGCGAGGUAUCAACAACAACCGAGCUCUUACUCGGCUCGUGUCUCCAGAGUCACCAGGGAUAUAUACAGAGAGAACGGCGAGUUCUCUGUUCAAGCUGCCAGGACCAAGGUCAGUCGUAGAUUAUAUCAAGAACUUAGCGAGGCUGUCGGUAAUAGUAACGCGACAUCCGCGGAUCGAGAAAUCGUCGAGGAAACCGCCGUCGCCGGUAGGCACUCGCUUGCGAGACAUCAUCAGUUCAAGGACGAGUGCAGAGGUAGAACAAAUCGCGAGAGCUUUUGUAGAAUCGAUCAUCAGACUGCCGAUACUCGUACAACCGGUACCGCAACUACUAGCACGUCAUCCUCGACUACGAGAUCGAGCAGGGCUCAAAGUUUUUAUCUUUUGGAUGACUUUUUGAAACCGCAGCCCCAACAAAACAAGUGCACAUUGAAUCUUUACUUAUCUUCGCCUUAUUCGAAAUCCGUCGAAACUAAAAGAGCAUCCCAAGGUAACGUCACUACGAACAUCACACCUCCUAGGCGUCACAAUUCCAGUUCGGAUAGUCUCGAGGUUGCUACUAGUCCUUUGCCGCCGCCUGUACCGCCUCCGCCACCUCAGCUAGGUACUAGGGAAAGAGAUAGAGGUGAAAAUUUCAAGGAGAAGGAAGUGUGUCCAUGCAACAUGUGUUGGGCUUCGUUGCAGCAGAGAUCAUUCGCGGAAGAGAGUCCCGGAACGCUGCACAAAGAUGUCAGCGGUGCUGGUACCAAGGUUAGUGGAAAGACGGUCGGAGGUGUUGGCACGGCAACCCUCACCACGCUCUCAUCCAUUAAUAAUACAUCCAAUGCCACUCGAAACAAGAACAAUCCAGUACCACACGAGAAACCGUCGUUCUUCAAUACGAAACCCACGCGGGUGGAUAAAUCGAACGCCAAGAAUGCUAACAAUUCAACCAGCAACAACAUUCAUGAAGUUUAUCCCGGCAAGUUGCCCAUGACACCUCAGGAAGCUCUGAAGUAUUAUGGAUAUCGACUUCCGGAAUUCGAACGCGCUGAGAUAGAAAAGUAUUCUGAAAUUUGGUAUUUGGGUUUGUCGGCGAAUAAAAUUCACGGUGAGGAAGGUGCAUCCCAAAACGGCGGUUACGACGACGAAAACGGUAGCUACAACAAAGUCCUGCAUGAUCACAUUUCUUACAGAUACGAGAUAUUAGAAGUUAUUGGAAAGGGUAGUUUUGGUCAAGUGAUUCGAGUAUUCGAUCAUAAGACAGGUCAACACAUUGCAAUCAAAAUCAUCAGAAACAAAAAGAGAUUCCAUCAUCAAGCACUGAUCGAAGUUAGAAUCUUAGAACAUCUGAAAAAGAAGGAUCUGGAUGCCGACGCAUCGCACAAUGUGAUACACAUGUUAGAAUAUUUUUAUUUCAGGAACCAUUUGUGCAUCAGUUUCGAGUUAAUGAGUUUGAACCUGUACGAGCUAAUCAAAAAGAACAAUUAUCAAGGAUUCACCCUAAGCCUAGUACGACGAUUCGCCAAUUGUCUGAUAAAUUGUCUUAGACUACUUUAUCGAGAAAAUAUCAUUCACUGUGAUUUAAAGCCGGAGAACGUACUUUUAAAACAACGAGGUAGCAGUUCCCUCAAAGUGAUAGACUUUGGCUCUUCCUGCUACAGCCAUCAACGUGUAUAUACGUACAUUCAAUCGAGGUUUUAUAGAAGUCCAGAGGUGAUUCUCGGUCUUCCCUACGGCAAAGCGAUCGAUAUGUGGAGCUUUGGCUGUAUUUUGGCUGAACUUUACACGGGAUAUCCUUUGUUUCCUGGUGAGGACGAGAUAGAACAGCUCGCGUGCAUCAUGGAAGUACUAGGAGUUCCUCCAGAACACAUCAUCAAUCACGCUUCGCGUCGCAGACUCUUUUUCGAUCAAAAAGGUAUUCCACGAUACGUUGCAAAUAGCAAAGGGAAAAAGAGAUGGGCUGGCAGUAAAAGUCUAACAAUGGUUCUUCGAUGUACCGAUGUACAAUUCGUCGACUUCGUUAGCAGAUGUCUCGAGUGGGAUCCGAAGAAGCGCAUGACUCCCGAAGAAGCAGUGCGUCACGAGUGGCUGAGUUCUUCAUUGGUUAACGCAAGUUCCUCUUCGUCGUCGUCGUCGUCGACUAUGACGUCGUCAACAACAACGGUGAACGCGAACAACGGUAACAACGGUAACAACAGCAACGCUACUACGGCAGCGGUAGUCGAAACGACUCAAUCAUCUCACGCGCAAACUGUAACACGUCUGACGGUUAGCGAAUCGUUGCAGUUACCUUCAAACAUGGAAUACGCUCCCUACAGUCUUCUCGCUCUCUACCUCAAGCACGAUAAACACAUGAAGAGGGUCGGCGGGUCGGAGAACUCUAAGAGCGGGGGUGCCGCGACUACGGACAAUUCCAAGAGUAGCAGCAGUCUUGUCGUUAAGAGCAAAUUAAAUGGUAGCGCAAGUAGUCAUGCAUUGGCAAGUAGCGCUCAACAAACAACGACGUCCAGGCACGCCUCGACCGGUGACAUUGUCUCUAGCCUGGACCCGAAUCUCGACGACUCCGGAACGUUCCUACCACCGAUAUUGUGAAGUCGGGUUUACGCUAGCCACUUUUAAACGUCGUGUCUAUUCCGUUACGAGUUCGUUCUCUGCGUUAUAUUCCUAUAUUUUUUAGAUCGAACGAUUGGAGGGAGGGAUCGAUCUUGUUGUGGUUGUUGAUCGAUACCCUGCUGCCAGAUUUAUUAUUUUCUUAGCUUCUAUCAGCUGUGUAUUUUUUUUUUUGGGAUCUAAGAAAAGCAACAUUCUGGAUAGCGUACACGGAAUAAUAAUAGAAGGAUGAAGAAGAAGGAAGAAGAAGGAAGAAGCAGGAAGAAGCAGAAGAAGAAGCUUUAUUGAUAUAUAAUAAUCGAGUAGAAUGUUACUCAAUAGAGUGUUUGUUGUAGUACUUUUGUGCAAGCUAAUGAAGAAGAAAUCGAUUCAAAAAGCCCAGGUCAAUUUAUAAAGAGUUGUUGUUCAUUCUAAAGAAUAGAGUUUUUAGCGACUCAGAGAACGAGAGAUCUCAUUAAAGCGCCUAGAAAACAGCGCGUUAAUCAAUUAAAUCAUGAGCAACAAUCGAUAACGAGAGGGAAAGUAUUCUUUUUUUCUCGAUUUUAAAAGCCAAGUACGCUUUCCAAUUUUCUAAGAGCAAUAUAGAGGAAAAAUAUGAAUCGUUUUCGAUAAAAUCAAACGUUGCCGUAUAGAAAUGUUAGGAAUUUGAAUACGCGAUGAGAGCGAAGGAUCAGCACAUGAUGCGAUUAGAAAUGGCUGGCCCCGUGUAAACGCUUGACACGUUCUCGAUGCCAAAAGGGCUUAAAAGAUAUUAUCGAUUUAAUUCUCAGCCCUUCCACCAACCCAACCCAACCCCCCCCUCCACCUCCCCUAAUAUCGAGCUAUACGAGAUCGAGAUCGCACGUCCAGACUUUUGGUUUGGUUUGAUCGUAGCAGAAUACAUGGGAUAUGUCCGUUAUUAGAAUCAUCGCUUGCAAGACACGGUUGAAAACUUUAAAUUAUAAUGGCGUAAAGUUUGUUGUCACUCUAGUAUCCAAAUUGUGUUUUCUCUUUUUUAACGAAACAAAAGCCGUGUUAAAUCCCCCCGCCCCUCCCCCUCGUUCGAGUUAAUGUAUUUAUAUUUAACGGCAAAUUUUUGACGCGUCAAAAUAUCGAAUGAGAUUUCUCAUAGAAAUCGUAUAUCAUCCGUCGUAGUGUCGUGGUGGUAGAUCGUUAUAAUCGUGAAAAAAUUAUUCCGUGUGUGAUCAAUGUUUUGUUCUCGAAGAUGUAUUACAUAAAAUGAGAGAGAAUGGUGUUUCGUCGAUGAUCAUCGCGCGACAAUCAUUGACAAAACAAUUAUAGUAGAAUCUGAAUGUCGCGCUAAUCGAUAAUCUUAACCAGAUAUUAAUUAUUAUUGUUUCCUUUUAAGCGAUCGCAAUGGGCGAGCUUAAAAAAAAAAAAAAAAAAA